CAAGAAACUACAACUCACACUCUCUCGAGAAUCUCCACUCUUCGCAACAGCACCACAGCCGGAACAUCGAGCCCAUAUGCAUUACCAUGAAUCCACACGGUCAGCAAGUAAGAGCUUCAUUCCACGGUGAUCCCAACACAUUCGAGUACCAUCAAGACUACCUCGAAGGCAGACAAAGCCUCGCAGGCGGAGGAACAUUCUUCGCCGUACUGGUUUGCCUUAUACCUUUUGUCUACCAGAUAUUUUCCACCCUUGGCUACGAUCUUCUACCUAUCCCAGAACUGCUCUGGAACGUACUGGUCUAUGUCACGCCCUCUCGACUGCUUGAUGCUGUUGAGAACUAUACGAACCCUUUGCGAAUACAAAAUCCUGCCUUGAGAGGGAUUCCGCGGACCCAUGCCUCGAAGAGUGAAAGCAUGCGACAAUUACUUGGGUUGGACACUGCUGGUGGACUCAUAGGGUCCGUGGCGCAAGCCUCGAGGCGAAGGCUGUCGACGCUUCCGGGUGUUAACAUUACGAAUCUGGAUGCAGAGGGAAAACCUGCUGGAUUGGGAAAUUGGGAUAAUUCAUGUUAUCAGAACAGCGUCCUCCAAGGGCUGGCGUCGCUGGACACUAUAACAGAAUACCUCACGAACCCGAGCAUGGAGGUCGAAACGAUGGAAGAAUCCUUGAAACCGGAGUUGAGGAUGGCGGAAGCUCUGAAAGGGCUGAUCGAGACUUUGAACGAUUCGGAGAACAAUGGAAAGAGAAUAUGGACGCCUGCAACGUUGAAGAACAUGAGUAGCUGGCAGCAGCAAGAUGCGCAAGAGUACUUUUCAAAGGUCUUGGAUGAGAUUGACAAGGAGAUUGGAAAAGUAGCGAAGCUGGCAAUGUCAUCACAGGGCUUCGAGUCGGACGAUUCCUCAAAUUCAUCUCCUCCUGCACCAUCAACCACAUUUCGAAAUCCUCUAGAAGGACUCAUCGCACAACGGGUAGGAUGUACGAAGUGUGGAUACUCUGAAGGACUUUCUAUGAUUCCUUUCAACUGCUUGACGGUGCCAUUAGGCAAAGCCUGGGAGUAUGAUAUCACGGAUUGUCUUGACGAAUACACGAAGCUCGAGCAGAUAGACGGCGUGGAAUGUGGGAAGUGCACGUUACUCAAAUAUCAACGGAUGAUAUCCACAAUCUUAGAGCGGUCGACGAUGCCUCCUGACAGCCCAGCUUACCAGCAAGCCAAAGCGAGACUGGAAGCAGUUGAGCUUGCCCUUGAAGAUGAUGACUACGAGGACAAGACUCUGGUUCAGAAAUGCAAAAUACCUUCAAAGAAUCGCGAAUCAUCAACGAAAAGUCGACAAGCUGUUAUCGCAAGGCCUCCUAAGUCAAUGGUGGUUCACUUCAAUCGGAGUCUUUUCGAUGAACUUACCGGUGAGCUAAGGAAGAACACCGCCAUGGUCAGGUUCCCCAAGAUCCUCGACAUCGCUCCUUGGUCAUUGGGUAGUGCCGAAGAUGGUGAGGAUGUCUCAACAGAGGAGUGGAAGCUCAACCCAGAUCAGCCGAUGAUUGCCAGUACUGGAAGGCCAUCGAGAUUGCGAGGCCCACUCUACGAACUUCGAGCUGUUGUGACGCAUUACGGAAGACAUGAGAAUGGUCACUACGUCUGUUACAGGAAACAUACUACAACGGAAAUUGUAGAAGACUUGACACCAGAGACAGAAGAUCAGAAAUCGCCAGAGCAAUGGUGGCGCCUCAGUGACGAAGAUGUUAUGAAAGUCACAGAGGAAAGUGUUCUGAAUCAAGGCGGAGUGUUCAUGUUGUUCUAUGAUUGCAUCGCACCUGCGACCCCAAUCCCUUCAGUCCCCAUCACACAAAUUCCCGAGCACGUUGCUAUGUCGGAAAAGAUUGUCAAUACUCUUCCUGUGAAGGCAGACGAGGUCGUCAAAUCCACAGAGCUACCAGAUCUCGACGUUGUAGCAAGUAUCCCUCUACCUGAUAUCGACGACGAAGAUCUCUUCUCCAAUGACUCUCAAGAUCAAGAUUCGGUCUUGACCACCAGAGACGAGAGCAUUGCCACCACAGAAACCGACAUAUCAGAAUACGACGAGGAUGAGAAUCUUGACAAAGACCAAGUUGAAGCAGAGGAUUACCAGCCUGCAAAAGCGAUACUUGUCCCUCCGUACAUACGACAGCCUGGAAUAAACGACGAGAAUGAGGAUCCGACAAAACAGAAGAUGUUAGGCCCAGCCUCGUCGUUGGUAAUGGUUUGAAGCAGAGAGGAAGAAAUGGCUGUACACUGACAGGAAAUAUGGAUUGGAUGUCUGAUUUCUACUUGCUGCGAUUUCGAUGCAUAGCGUGGCGUUUUGGAUGUAGCUGCUAGGCUGGCGCGCAUGGUUGGGAUUCCAGGUGUUUGAUUAUAUUGUAAGAAUAUAGAAUUGAUUUGAUAAAAC
Mollisia scopiformis is the source of this 2423-nucleotide messenger RNA. Its product is annotated as cysteine proteinase. Gene Ontology annotation, biological process: protein deubiquitination. Gene Ontology annotation, molecular function: cysteine-type deubiquitinase activity; cysteine-type endopeptidase activity. Lineage: Eukaryota; Fungi; Ascomycota; Leotiomycetes; Helotiales; Mollisiaceae. The transcript has a single exon. Bases 87 to 2243 code for a protein of 718 amino acids. The record is from RefSeq and is a predicted model, not a curated record. Gene Ontology annotation, cellular component: nucleus; cytosol.